Molecule: messenger RNA, 2445 nt
Organism: Peromyscus eremicus (cactus mouse)
Lineage: Eukaryota; Metazoa; Chordata; Mammalia; Rodentia; Cricetidae
Gene: Acvrl1
Product: activin A receptor like type 1
Exons: 10
Coding region: 134-1648 (504 amino acids)
Biological process (GO): BMP signaling pathway; protein phosphorylation; transforming growth factor beta receptor signaling pathway
Cellular component (GO): BMP receptor complex; plasma membrane
Molecular function (GO): transforming growth factor beta receptor activity, type I; SMAD binding; ATP binding
Source: RefSeq, a predicted model, not a curated record
CCCAGUCCCGGGAGGCCGCCGCGCCAGUCGCGCGGAUCGAGCCAUUCCCCGGCCCCAGGCCGGCUCUGGACGUGAGAACCCGGCCGCCUCCGGGGAGGAGAGGCGGGGGUCCUGCCGCCCCGUCCAAAGGACCAUGACCUCGGAGAUCCCCAGAAAGGGCCUUCUGAUGCUGCUGGUGGCCUUGGGCCUAACCAAGGGAGGUGUGGUGAAGGCCUCCAAGGAUCAGCUGGUGAACUGCACUUGUGAGAACCCACACUGCAAGAAGCCAACCUGCCAGGGGGCAUGGUGCACCGUGGUGCUGGUUCGCGAACAGGGCGGGCACCCUCAGGUCUAUCGGGGCUGCGGGAACAUGGACCCAGAACUCUGCCUGGGACGCCCCACCGAGUUCGUCAACCACCACUGCUGCUACCGGUCCUUCUGCAACCACAACGUGUCCCUGGUGCUGGAGGCCACCCAAACUCCUUCUGAAGAGCCAGAUGUCCAUCCCCCGCUGCCUCUGAUCUUGGGUCCCGUGCUGGCCUUGCUGGUCCUGGUGGCCUUGGGUGCUCUGGGCUUGUGGCGUGUCCGAAGAAGGCAGGAGAAGCAGCGGGGUCUGCACAGUGACCUGGGCGAGUCCAGUCUCAUCCUGAAGGCAUCCGAGCAGGGAGACAGCAUGUUGGGGGACUUGCUGGACAGUGACUGCACCACGGGCAGUGGCUCCGGACUCCCCUUCCUGGUGCAGAGGACGGUGGCCCGCCAGGUCGCACUGGUGGAGUGCGUGGGAAAGGGUCGAUAUGGCGAGGUGUGGCGUGGUUCGUGGCAUGGUGAGAGUGUGGCCGUCAAGAUUUUCUCCUCACGAGAUGAACAGUCCUGGUUCCGGGAGACGGAGAUCUACAACACAGUUCUGCUUAGGCACGACAACAUCCUAGGCUUCAUCGCUUCCGACAUGACCUCGCGCAACUCAAGCACGCAGCUGUGGCUCAUCACCCACUUCCAUGAGCAUGGCUCCCUCUACGACUUUCUGCAGAGGCAGCCACUGGAGCCGCAGCUGGCCCUGAGGCUAGCUGUGUCCGCGGCCUGCGGCCUGGCACACCUGCAUGUGGAGAUCUUUGGCACUCAAGGCAAACCAGCCAUCGCCCACCGUGACCUCAAGAGCCGCAAUGUGCUGGUCAAGAGCGACUUGCAAUGUUGCAUUGCGGACCUGGGACUGGCUGUGAUGCACUCCCAGGGAAGUGAUUACCUGGACAUUGGCAACAACCCCCGAGUGGGGACCAAGAGGUACAUGGCACCCGAGGUGCUGGAUGAACAGAUCCGGACUGACUGCUUUGAGUCGUACAAGUGGACAGAUGUUUGGGCCUUCGGCCUAGUGCUGUGGGAGAUCGCCCGGCGGACCAUCAUCAAUGGCAUUGUGGAGGAUUACAGGCCACCCUUCUAUGACAUGGUACCUAAUGACCCCAGCUUUGAAGAUAUGAAAAAGGUGGUGUGCACUGACCAGCAGACUCCCACCAUUCCUAACCGGCUGGCUGCAGAUCCGGUCCUCUCCGGGCUGGCCCAGAUGAUGCGGGAGUGCUGGUACCCCAACCCCUCUGCCCGCCUCACUGCCCUGCGCAUCAAGAAGACGUUGCAGAAGCUUAGCCACCAUCCGGAGAAACCCAAAGUGACUCACUAGCCUAGGCUCACUGCACUUCCUCUGCCUGAAGUGUGUGGUGGGGCAGCAGAUGUACCCUGUCUGGGUAGAGGUAGUGUGAGUGUGCACGUGGCCCUGUGUGUGCGUGCCUGCCCAGCUUGGCCCCCAGCCCAUCCAGCCAAAAAUACAGCUGGGCUGAAAUUCGAUCGGCUUUCGUCUGGCCUGCUCAGAGUGGCCGGCUCUCUGACGCCUGGCUGGGCUCCCCGGCCCCAAGGCCAGCAGGGUACACCCCUACCACUCCCAGGGCAGGGUAGCCAAGCCAGGGAAUCCCGGGCCCAGAUCCUGGGCUUGCACUGUCCCCUACCCUGGGUCAACCUUACUGCCCCACCGGAGCUGCCAGGAUGACACGGGGCCCGUCUAACUUCCGCAGACACUCCAUCCUGCCAGGGCCCAGCGGAAGAUGCCCAGAGGCCUCAGUUUCCCACUGUGGGUUUUUAUCACUUCGAUGAUGCCUUUCAGUCGUCCUGGCUAGUGAAUGCCAGUCUCUCAGGAGAGGUGGCGUCGGACCCUGAACUUGGCUUAGGAAAACAUCAAAAGUCCGGCAUUUAGAAAUGUGAAGGGUAUAUACCCGUGUACUGAACAAGUGAAACUGAAGCAGACAGACUGAGGAGAAGUGGGUUGUAGACAAGGCUUAAGGAGGAGAGUGGGGAGCUCAGGCCUAAGAUCAUCCUCAAUCUUAGGAAGACCUGGCCUAGAAACCCUUGGCCAUCAUCGCAGGGAGAAAGGACGGCUCGUCCCGCUACACACACACACACACACACACACACACACACACAGAC